GCAGCGUAUGUCACUGUGGCCAUGACUCACUUCGCUGAAAACAUUCUGUCUCUGUUUCCUUUUCUACAGGGGUGGACUUUAAAAUGAAAACAUUAGAAAUAGACGGAGUCAGGGUGCGAGUGCAGAUAUGGGACACCGCAGGUCAGGAGCGGUACCAGACCAUAACCAAACAGUACUACAGGCGAGCACAGGGUAUUAUCUUGGUUUACGACAUCACAAACCAGCAGUCCUUCCUGCACAUAUCCAAGUGGGCCAGUGAUGUAGAUGAAUGUGCUCCAGACAAAGUGCAGAGGAUGCUGAUAGGAAACAAGUGUGAUGAGGAGCCGAGGAGGCAGGUCGCCAAGGAGCAAGCAAGCAAGGUUCGGCCCUUCAGCUCUUAUAACUGUGUUUUAUAAAUGACGGGCGUGGUGCCUGGAUUUGGAUUGUGGAUUUUUAAAUGUCGUGGCAUUCUUCACUGUAAGGUCCUAGAGCAAGGGUGUCAAACAUAUGGCCUGCGGGCCAAACCCGGCCCGCUGUGCGGUUCAAUCUGGCCUGCUUGAUGAAAAUUGAAAACAUUCUCACAAACUCUUCACGCCUUUAUGUGAUAUGUUUUGUAAAAUUAUAUUUCUCUAAAAAUUUCAAAUAUACUUGUAUUGCUUCUCAAGAAAACAAGUGGGGAAAAACGUGGACUAUUUAUAGGUCUUCAUGUUUGUACCAGUCCAGCCCAC
Molecule: messenger RNA, 707 nt
Organism: Cynoglossus semilaevis (tongue sole)
Lineage: Eukaryota; Metazoa; Chordata; Actinopteri; Pleuronectiformes; Cynoglossidae
Product: ras-related protein Rab-15-like
Exons: 4
Coding region: 84-395 (103 amino acids)
Molecular function (GO): GTPase activity; GTP binding
Source: RefSeq, a predicted model, not a curated record